CGGCAACGACCAACUCUUGGUCAUUCUUUAUUAAUUUGUCUUCCUUCACACCCCCGCGCCCCGCCGCGCCCCCCGCUAACUCUCGGUCAUUCUUUAUUAAUUUGUCUUCCCUCACACCCGCGCGCCCCGCCACGCCCCCCGCACCCCGCCACCACCGCCCCCCCUCCCUCUAUCCAUGUGCAUCUUGAAGUAGAAAAUUGUCAAAAACUCAGCUCCGCGUGAUCAUCGUCUUGGGCAGCCCAAAUUUAGGCAUUUCACUCUUUCAUACAGAGAGACUCAGUUCAAGAGUUGUUGGAGUAAAAAAUGAAACGUCUCUCCUCUUGGCUUGCAGCCAAUUUUGUCCAGAACAACAAAGAGAUCAAACGUCGAAAAGCAGACGAUACCAGUGCGUUGUCUAGCUCGUCCACCACUCCAAAACGAAGUAACAACUACGACGUGUUCUUGAGCUUCAGAGGUACGGACACUCGCAAAGCCUUUGUGGAUCACCUCUACAACAGCCUCGUCGAUGCUGGAAUCAGCGUGUUCAAAGAUGACGAUGAGCUUUGCGAAGGUGAGAAGAUCGGCACCAACCUUCUCCAGGCCAUUAAGAAUAGCAAGAUCUCCAUCCCGGUUCUCUCUCGGAAUUACCCUUCGAGCAAAUGGUGCCUUCAAGAGCUCGUACAAAUGACAGAGUGCAUGAAGAGCGCCGGGCACGUUGUCUUGCCCAUAUUUUACCAGGUUGAACCGGCUGAUGUGCAACACCAGAAAGGGAGCUUUGGAGAGGCUUUCUCCCAUUUAAGUGGGAAGUAUUCCGAGGAAGAUGUUGCCGAAUGGAAACAAGCACUCCAAGAAGUGGCUUCCUUAAAGGGAUGGGAAUCGGAGAGAACUGCUAACGGCCGCGAAGGAGAAUUGGUGAAAAUGGUCGUCAGAACAGUUUUGAGCAAGUUAAAAGAGGCCUUUCAGCUAGUUGUUACCAAACAACUUGUCGGAAUUGAUAAUACCGUGGCGGAUAUUCUGAGAUUACUGGAUGAUAACCCCAAUGCUACCCAAAUGGUUGGUAUCCAUGGAAUGGGGGAUAUUGGUAAGACAACAUUAGCCAAGGUCGUCUAUAAUAAGCUCUUCAACCAAUUUCAGCAUCGUAGUUUCAUUGCAAACAGUCGAGAAUCCUCGCAGCGCAGGGGCAUUUCAUGUUUGCAGAAGCAAUUAAUAUGGGACAUAUUGGAAACAAAGGAUGAAGUGCCGAACAAGGAUGAAGGAAUUAGGAUCAUGGAAUCUAGAUUUAAACAUAAGAAAGUCCUAAUUCUUCUAGAUGAUGUGGAUAACCAUGAUCAACUAAAAGCUUUAAUUGGGAAACAUGAUUGGUUUGAGAGGGGUAGUAAGAUAAUCAUUACCACAAGAAUAAGGUCUAUUCUUGAUGAUGCUGAGGUGAAUUGCCAGUACGAACUCAAGGAAAUUGCAGUGGACCAAUCUUUGAUCUUGUUUAGUAGACAUGCUUUUCGGAGGGACUCUCCUCCGUGUGAAUUUGAGUCUCUCUCUCAUGAUAUCGUAUCCACUACUAGAGGACUUCCCUUAGCUCUCGAAGUUAUAGGUUCAUUUCUGUGUGGGAAAAACCGAGCAUUCUGGCAAGACGCAUUAAAGAAGUUAGAGAAAGCACCACAUAGGAAAGUGCAAGAAACGUUGAGGAUAAGCUAUGACGCAUUGAGCAAUGAGGAAAAACAAAUAUUUCUGGAUAUUGCUUGUUUAUUUAUUGGAACUCAUGUAAGAAUUACAUCCUACAUGUGGGAUGCCUGUAAUUUUUAUCCAGCGAUGGAAAUUGAACAAUUGAGUUUUAUGUCGCUAAUAAAAAUUGGAGAUAAUCAUGAGCUGAAAAUGCAUGACCAGUUGAGAGACCUUGGUAGGGAAAUUGUUCGCCAAGAAGAUUACAAUGCGCCUAUGAAUCGAAGCAGGUUGUGGAUCCAUGAGGAAGCCUUGGAAGUACGUCAGAGAAAUAAGGGAAUUGAAAAACUUCACGUUCGGGCCCUUCGUCUUGACAAAUACCGCUCAGACAGUGAAUUCACAACUGAACAAUUUGAAACACUACCGAACUUAAGGUUCCUUCAAGUGCGUGGUGCUGGACUGAUUGGAGAUUCCAAAAGCUUGCUUCCUGAGUUGCGAUGGCUUCAGUGGCAAUAUUGUCCUGCAUUCGUGGCUAUUAGUUUUCAUCUAGAGAAAUUAGUCAUACUUGAUUUAUCAUGGAGUGACAUUUCAGAGCUUUGGGAAGGUUGGAGUCAUCUCAAGGUGGCGAAAGAAUUGAAAGUUCUAAAUCUUACGGGUUGUUAUCAUUUAAAAGUUACUCCUGAUCUCUCAGCCUUCCAAAAUUUAGAAAUAUUAGUCCUUGCAAAUUGUCAAAAUUUGGAGCAAAUUCACCAUUCUAUCGGAGAAGUCAGGGGCCUCGUUUCUUUGGACUUUUCACAUUGUUGGAAACUCCGAAUGCUACCCGGAGAAAUGGGCAAAUUGGAAGAACUGAAGAAACUAAACAUACGCGAGACUGCUAUAGAGGAAAUUCCUCCAUGUAUAGGCUCUUUGAAGGGCCUCGUUUCUUUGGACUUUUCGAGAUGUGGGAAACUCCGAGUUCUACCCAGAGAUAUGGGCAAAUUGGAAGAACUGAAGGAACUAAACAUAUGCAAGACUGCUAUAGAGGAAAUUCCUCCUUGUAUAGGUUCUUUGAAGAAGCUGGAGAUACUUCACGCCUAUGGUUGCAAAUCAUUGGUUGGACUUCCCGACUCAAUCAGCCAUCUCGUAAACUUGUCGACCCUUGACUUGAGUAUGUGCAUCAGUUUAGAUAGAUUUCCAGAGAGCAUCGGAUCCCUCGUGAAAUUGCAGCGCCUGUCAUUAGGCAGAGGGGAGGAUACAUCUCUUAAGGUUAUCCCAGUUAAAUAUGGGAGAUAUGGCUUCCCCAAUGCAUCUUGGAAAUCAAAAUGGAUGACUCCAAAGGAAUUGCCAUGUAUGGGCAUUCGGGAAUUACCUGAAUCCAUUGGAGAUUUGAAGAACUUGAAAAUUUUGGAUAUUACUGCAAGUAAAUUGAGUAACUUACCGAGUACUAUUGCCAAGUUGGGCAACCUUGAAGAAUUGCAUGCCUCGCAUUCCCGGAGUCUGGUAGGGGAAAUACCUAUAGAUGGGUUUUCUUCAUUGAAGAUCCUUGUAUUAAGUUGGACAGGCGUUUCUGGCUUCCCCCACACAUUCGAUAAGCUUUCUCGUCUUGAAAAACUUGACUUACGCGGCUGUAAGAUGCUUCAAUCGCUGCCGGAAAGCAUAAGUGAACUGCCUUCUCUGCAACACCUUCAAUUAAUUGGCUGUUACGAACUUCAGUCGCUGCCGAAACUUCCUGGCUGUUUAACAGUUCUGGAACUGACUUGUCAGCAUCGCACAUUGCCUCAACUUUCUCACCUAAUCCAUCUAAAAGAGCUCACUGUUUACGAAUGCAAAUUGCUGGAAUCCAUACCAGAGCUUCCCUCGGCAAUAUUGAAGCUUUAUGUCUACGGCUGUGAUGAGUUGAAAGAGUUGCCAAGUUUGUCAAGAUCGGAGUUGUUGUCACAAUUAGAUAUCCAAAACUGCUGUGAGCUGACAGAAAUCAAGGGUCUGGAAGCAUUAAAAUCCUUGGUACAUCUAAGUAUAUGUGGAAGCGAGAAGUUGUCCAAAUUUGACGGCCUUGAACAUGCAGAGUCCUUGAGAUACUUGGAUAUGAGUUUUUCCCUAGUGAAUGACGAUCUAGUUCGAGGCCUUGACGGAUUGAAAAACUUGGAACAGCUGUUUAUAAUUUACUGUGAGUACCUUAUAAGACCGGACCUUUCGCACUUAACACAUCUGAAGCGAUUAGAAGCUUAUCUCUGCCACAAUCUAGUCGAAAUUAAAGGUCUUGAGAGGUUGAAAAAAUUGGAAUUCUUGAUUAUCCAGAGCUGCGCAUCCAUUGAAACAUUACCAGACCUCUCGUGCUUCGGUAACCUGAAAUAUUUGGACAUUAAAGGAUGUUCGAAGCUUCGUGAUGUUCAUGGCCUAGAGAAAGUCGGAAAUGUGGCAAAACGAGGGAGUCAACUGCAAGGCCUCAGCAAAUUGUCCACAUCUGUCGAAGAUCUAUUCGAACGAUGGGGUUGAAUUUCGCAUGAACUUGUGGAGAUCAGAGCGCUCCAGGACUCAAGGCGUCUAAACUCUAAAAAGACGUUCAGCGACGCAACUUAGCGGAAUCUCGUAUAUGUUCAUUGCACCGCUGCGGCAGAGAAACAAUUGGUUCGAUGGAAAUAAUGCUUCGAUGAGUCGAGCACUUUGGCUACGAUGUCGGAACGAUUCGCUUUUCCUUUCGACGCUAGAUAAAAGCAGGUCACACUAUUCUUCGUCAAGAUGUAUUGCCAAUUUCAUCAGCAUUGCCUAACUUGGUAAGACGAUUUUUCUUGAUAGCCCGCUGUUGUACUCUCGUCUCUUAAUUGGUUCAAGGAAUGGAGGAAGCUGGCCUGGAAGUUGACACGAUGCUUCAGGGGGGAAAAUCGGAAAAGUUUUUCCAUGAGUGGUGGAUUUCUGAAGUUGUAAUUAAAUUUCAAAUACCGUCUUAUAAAAGUAUGAUUAGUACCUUGAUUAUCAUGUAAUCCAGCUAGUAAGUCGCUAUCAUU
This is a messenger RNA of Syzygium oleosum, 4619 nucleotides long. Its product is annotated as disease resistance protein RPV1-like. The transcript is spliced from 4 exons. Gene Ontology annotation, molecular function: protein binding; ADP binding. Bases 304 to 4110 code for a protein of 1268 amino acids. Gene Ontology annotation, biological process: signal transduction; defense response. The record is from RefSeq and is a predicted model, not a curated record. NCBI's taxonomy places the organism in Eukaryota, Viridiplantae, Streptophyta, Magnoliopsida, Myrtales, Myrtaceae.